AUGGGGAGCAGCAGCCAGCAGCAGCACUACAGAGACCCCGUCUCCACCGUCGGAUCCGAGAAUGACACAGAACGAGAGCAGGACGCCACCGUCACGGAAACCAGCGCCCCCUGGCUUCCCGAGCGCGACUCGCCCGGCGCCCCCGCCCUCCACGCCCAGCUGGGCUGGCUGUGGGAGGUGCAUGGGCACGGUCUGGCCUCCCUGUUCGCAGUGCUCGCCCUGCUCAGCCUGUUCACGGCACUGCGCCUGCGCGCGCAGCUCUCCGCCAGGCCCCACCUCUCCAGCCUCUGCGUCUUCCUGGGUCUGAUGGCUGGCUGCAGACUGGUCGUCCUAUUCGUAGAUCCCUACGGAGCCAAACAAAGCCUGCCUCCAGUACUGCUAAGAGUGCUCUGGGACUUGGGCUACCCCUGCCUAGUGUCCGGCUUCGCACUGUUACAGCUGGCCCUGGUUCGGGCGACCCGACUCAAGAUGACCCGGAUGGAUGAUGAGAGCCUGGUCUCCAUAGUCAUCACCCUGCAUUUCUGCUUGGUCAUCACGGCCGGAGUUCUCGCCGCCAUUCAGCACUCUUUACGGAUCAUCUGGCUGAUCGUCCAGGUGUGUUUCCUGGUUUGGGGUGGCUUCCUCUGUCUGUCCUCCUUCCUGGACUGCCUCCGUGUCCUCCGAUCCAUCGUCAAGGUGCCCCGAAGAGUCCUCACUCAGGUGGACCCUGGCUACGAGAUCAAUAGCAUCAUGCCCCAGAGCAUGUUCUCGGAGACGACACCACCGCAAGAACAGCCACAUGGGCAUCAACCACGCAUCCACAUCACUGACGAGAAUGACCAAACCUACAGCUACGCCAGCGAAGGGUCAUUGGGACCUAACAAGGACCAGCAGCGCCCUGAAGCCUUUCCUCUUCGAUGUCUGCCGGGCUCCCCGACGCGAUGGAAAUUUCCCGAACCGAAGUCCAAGCCCACGUCCCCCAAUGAAGACCCUGCGCUGAUUCGCCCACUCAUGAGUCCUAUAAGCGCAGCAGAAAGCCAUGUAGCACACCAAACACUGGAUCCCAGCACUGUAGCAGUACUGCAACCAACAAUUUCAUCGCCAAGAUCAUCAAUAAGCCCGAGUGCCAGUGCCAGGGAGGAGGAAUUUCGACGGGACUUGCGGAGACUGAAGCGCCCCAGCCACAGUCGUUUGGAACGCCAAGUACGUCGACUUUUCCUGACUUCGAUUCUGGGGAUGGCGCUCUGCCUGCUCGAAGCUUACCACCUGUUCGGUCCGAUACCCCCUCCCUCCGCCUCAGUGGUUCCAUGGUUUUGCCUCCAAAGUCUGGGAAGGAUAGUUGAAUUUUCGAUGGCCUACUCCAUGGUUUGUAUGAGCCAACAGUCCCUUACCAGCCGGUACUACUAUUAUCCUAGCUAG
Uloborus diversus is the source of this 1398-nucleotide messenger RNA. RefSeq lists its product as uncharacterized. The transcript is spliced from 9 exons. Lineage: Eukaryota; Metazoa; Arthropoda; Arachnida; Araneae; Uloboridae. Bases 1 to 1398 code for a protein of 465 amino acids. The record is from RefSeq and is a predicted model, not a curated record.